Galeopterus variegatus (Sunda flying lemur) is the source of this 447-nucleotide messenger RNA. It is a transcript of the gene ERVMER34-1, whose product is annotated as endogenous retrovirus group MER34, member 1. The record is from RefSeq and is a predicted model, not a curated record. Lineage: Eukaryota; Metazoa; Chordata; Mammalia; Dermoptera; Cynocephalidae.
AUGAAUCCGGUUCCCAGCAGGAUGCUCCGCGCAGGGUCGGCUCGUCCUCCAGCCACAGCUAGAGCCAGAAGGACCAGGGCCGACCUGGCACCUCGGGCCGCCAGCGGCCAGCUCCAUCAGUCCCAGUCCGGAGAUUUCCCGGGGAUUGGCUAUAUAACCACAAAAGCCUUUACUGAGGCAUUGGCCUCCUUUGAAGCAUUGAAAUUAGCAUUGUUCACUCACACACACACAUCUGCCCUCAAUUUACCCAAUUUUGGAGUGGGAGACUGGUUCAACAGAACAUGGAUCUGUGUGUUCAUAUUUGUUCUUUUCUGCUUAUUUGUCCUACUCUUCUUCUCUCCACAGCAAUUGACCCAACACCUUAUCAAUGAAACUUCAUGUCAAGUUGCAAAUUAUUCCCAGGGACUGACAACCCAUCAGAGUGACACAAAGACUACCUUAACCUGA